Molecule: messenger RNA, 3373 nt
Organism: Prinia subflava (tawny-flanked prinia)
Lineage: Eukaryota; Metazoa; Chordata; Aves; Passeriformes; Cisticolidae
Gene: CPXM1
Product: carboxypeptidase X, M14 family member 1
Exons: 15
Coding region: 16-3240 (1074 amino acids)
Biological process (GO): protein processing; peptide metabolic process
Molecular function (GO): metallocarboxypeptidase activity; zinc ion binding
Source: RefSeq, a predicted model, not a curated record
UCCCAGCGGUGCUCCAUGGGCUGCAGGGACCGCAGCGGGAUUCCCGCGGGAUUCCUGCCGGGAAAAGCCGCGGCGCCUUUAAGGCGUCUCCGCGCGGGGUCUGGCAGCGGCCGGAGCUGCACCAGGAAAUUCCUGACAUCCCGGGAAGUGCUGAGCCAGCUCGGAUCGGGGCCCUGGAUCGGGGCCCUGGAGCCGGGCCCGGCGCCAGGAGCGGGCCGGGAGCGCUGCAAACCUCGAAAGAGCCGUCACGUGGGGCCGAGGCAUGGCCUCGGCAGAGGCAGCGCUCAGCCAGAACAAAAACCCUCCGUGCCCAGCCCUUGGAACGACAGGGAACGCUCCGCGCCCCGUGCCGGGCGGGCCCCGCGCCAGCCCCGCUGUCCCCGCUGUCCUCUGCGGUGGCCGAGGAUCAUCCCGGGUGAUGCAGAUCCAAAGGAUCCCGGGGCAGUGCCGCAGUGCCCUGCCCCCCUCAGCCAGGCAGGGCCGCCCCCAGAGGGACAGCGAUGGGAACAAGGGACAGGGAUGGGGACAAGGACAGGGAUGGCACCGGCGGCAGCUCCGCUGCUUUGCCCGCUCCUUGCCUGCAGAAAUCCCAAUAAAAGAAGGGAAAAUCACCCCGGGAAAGUUCCUUCGGGGCGGAAAGCGAACGCGUGUGAGACCCCGCGCAGGGUGGGGGCACAGGCAGGACCCAGACCCCUUCCCCGGCAGCCGGACCCGCACCCCGAGCCCCACCCGGGGCAUCCCCGAGGUCCCGGGGCCGGGGGCCGCCCCUCGCCGCCGGGGCCGGCCCCGCUCUGCCCGCACCGACGGCUCCGGGACCUCCCGGGUCCCCGGGCUCGGCCGGCGACACCGCCGCUGCGGCAGGAGGGGACCCGCAGACCCCCGCGGCCCUCCCCGACCUGGCGAUGGGACACUGGGGACACUGCGGGGGCCCGGGGACAGCGGGGGUACAGUGAGGGGACAGUGGGACACGCUGACGGGACAGCGGGGACACCGGGAUGGCACGGUGGGGACACGGGGAUGGCACGGAACCGCACCACGACGGGACCCCCCAGAGCCACUGGGGUGUCCCCAACGAAGGGCAUCGCCGGGGGACCCCCUAAAGGCAGCGAGGCGCCCCCCUGGAAGGGCACCACGGCUGCAGCCCCCAGAGCCAGCGCGGUGCCCCCCCCGAGGGGCAGCACGGCCCCCCCGGUGCCGGGCAGCGCCACCGCCGCCAGCCCCGGCCCCGCCCGGCGCGGGGACCCCGCGGUCACAGCUGCGGCGCCCAGGGUGACCAAGGUGCUGAGGAAGAAGGUGGUGAGGAAGAAAGUGGUGAGGAAGAAGGUGGUGAGGAAGAAGAAGCCGGAGGCUGCGGCCGCUCCGCAGGAGCCCCCGUGUCCCCCCCUGGGGCUGGAGUCGCUGCGGGUGCUGGACACACAGCUCCAGGCGUCCAGCCACAAGCGGCACGGGCUGGGCGCGCAUCGCGGCCGCCUCAACAUCCAGUCGGGGCUCUACGACGGGGACCCCUUUGAUGGCGGCUGGUGCGCGGGCCGGGAGGACGCGGAGCAGUGGCUGCAGGUGGACGCGCGGCGCCUCACCCGCUUCACCGGCGUGAUCACCCAGGGCCUCAACUCCAUCUGGACGUACGACUGGGUGACGUCCUACAAGGUGCAGGUCAGCAACGACUCGCGGGCGUGGCUGCCCAGCCGCAACGGGACCCAGGAGGCGGUGUUCCCCGCCAACAAAGACCCCGAGACACCGGUGCUGAACCUGCUGCCCUCGCCCCUCGUGGGGCGGUUCCUGCGCAUCAACCCCCAGAGCUGGUACCCCAACGGCACCAUCUGCCUGCGCGCCGAGGUCCUGGGCUGCCCCCUGCCCGACCCCAGCGAUGCCCACGCCUGGCACCCCCCGCCCCCGCCCGAACCGCAGCUGGAUUUCCGCCACCACAACUACAAGGAGAUGAGAAAGCUGAUGAAGAGGGUGAGCGAGGAGUGCCCAGACAUCACCCGCGUGUACAGCAUCGGGCAGAGCUCCCGCGGGCUGCGCCUCUACGUGAUGGAGAUCUCCGACAACCCCGGGCAGCACGAAGUUGGAGAGCCGGAGUUCCGCUACGUGGCCGGCAUGCACGGGAACGAGGUUCUGGGCCGGGAGCUGCUGCUGAACCUGAUGGAGUUCCUGUGCCGGGAGUUCCGGCGCGGUGACGCCCGCGUGGUGCAGCUGGUGACGGACACGCGCAUCCACCUGCUGCCCUCCAUGAACCCCGAUGGCUACGAGACCGCCUACAAGCUGGGCUCGGAGCUGGCGGGAUGGGCCAGUGGCCGCUGGACGUACGAGGGCAUCGACCUCAACCACAACUUUGCCGACCUGAACACGGCGCUGUGGGACGCCGAGGACAACGACCUGGUGCCCCACGAGUUCCCCAACCACUACAUCCCCAUCCCCGAGUACUACACCUUCGCCAACGCCACGGUGGCCCCGGAGACGCGGGCGGUGAUCGCGUGGAUGCAGCGCUACCCAUUCGUGCUGAGCGCCAACCUGCACGGCGGCGAGCUGGUGGUCACCUACCCCUUCGACAUGACCCGCACCUACUGGAAGGCGCAGGAGCCCACGCCCACGCCCGACGACGGCGUCUUCCGCUGGCUGGCCACCGUCUACGCCACCGCCAACCUGGCCAUGGCCAGCGCCGAGCGCCGCCGCUGCCACUACGACGACUUCACGCGCUUCGGCAACGUCAUCAACGGCGCCGACUGGCACACGGUGGCCGGCAGUAUGAACGACUUCAGCUACCUGCACACCAACUGCUUCGAGAUCACCGUGGAGCUCUCCUGCGACAAAUUCCCGCACGCCUCCGAGCUGCCCGAGGAGUGGGAGAACAACCGGGAGUCACUGCUGCUCUUCAUGGAGCAGGUGCACCGCGGGAUCAAGGGCGUGGUUCGGGACAGUGACACCGGGCAGGGCAUCCCCAACGCCAUCAUCGCCGUGGAUGGCAUCAACCACGACGUCCGCACCGCCUUAGACGGGGACUACUGGCGGCUGCUGAACCCGGGCGAGUACGAGGUGACGGCGCGGGCCGAGGGCUACGAGGCGGCCACGCAGCCGUGCCGGGUGUACUUCGAGAACGUGCCCACCCCGUGCAGCUUCCGCCUGGCGCGGGCACGGGGCCGCCACCGGCCCGGCAGGACCCGCCCGGGCCCCGACCCGGCGCUGCGGCUGCAGCGGCUGCGCCUCCGCCGCCUGCGCGCCCACGGCCGCGGGCAGUGAGCGGGGCGGCCCCGGGGCCGCGGGCUCGGCCGGGGGGCAGCGGGGGCCGCGCCGGGACGGCUCCCAGUAAAGUUUGGCUGCGCUGCCGCUGCGACUCUGAGGGCCGGGACCGGGAACGGGACCGGGAAUGGGA